AUGGAAUCUGCGUUGUUAGAUUUUAAGCGAAUUCGGGCGAAAUAUGUUCAAAGGAAGGUUGGUACAGAUUUACAGUAAAAUUUCAGAUUUCUAAUUAUCAUGAGCUCAUAUUUGGCAUUAAAAUUUUUUUGAAUUGAGAGCUUUCCAAAUGUUUUAAAUCCAGAAUUGUUUUUUUUAAUAAGGAUCACAAUUUUCAAAAAUUCACAAAAUUGUUUUAAUUGACACAUACACCGCUCCGAAAUUUUUCAAAAUUUUGUUUAACUGAGCAAUACUCAGAAAUUUUUUCAGAUUUUCUAAAAUCCAAUAAAUGUUCUAAAAUCCAAUAUUUUUAAUUUUGAUUAUUUUCUUAGAUUCUUAAAUUCGAGUUCGAAAUCUUCAUCAAAUUCGAAAAACACACUCGAAAUAUUUGGGCAUUAUAUCAACAAUCAAUAAUUGGAGAUAUCAAUGUUCCCAGUGAGUUUUCUAGUUUAUUUUCGAUCUUAUCUGACCUGAAAAUAAUUUCAGAACUCGAUUACAUGGAAAUCGAUGAGGGUGAAAAAUCGUGGAUGUGGAGAUGGAUAAAUGGAAAUGAAAAAUGGCAUGCUUGGAAUAAGUUAAGAGGUAAACACUCAAUAUUUAGGUAUGGGGUGAGUCAAUCGAAUUAAUCGACGUGUUUUUGCGAUUAAUUUACAAAAAAAAGUGAGUCUUUCAGGGCGAUUAAUUUCACGUUUUUGUCAAUUCCUCGCUUUCAUUUCUUGGCAAAAAUCCUCAUUUUUGCAUGCAAUUAAUUGCAAAAAAAUGUAAUUGAUCGACAAAAAAGUGAAAAAAUCGCACAAAAAAGACUCCCAUUUUCUGUCAAUUAAUUGACAAAAAAUAAAAUUGACUCACCCAAGUAGCCAAAAUAUAUUUUGUUUUUUUUUAAUUUCAGGUAUGUCAAAAACUGAAGCACGUGAUCAAUAUAUCGAAUCAGUUCAAAAACUGGAAACUGAAAUAAAUAAAUUGAAUGAAAUUUGGAGAAAUGAUGAAUAA
Molecule: messenger RNA, 1008 nt
Organism: Caenorhabditis angaria
Lineage: Eukaryota; Metazoa; Nematoda; Chromadorea; Rhabditida; Rhabditidae
Source: the annotation of a GenBank genome assembly